AUGAAUGCUAAUGACAGACUGCUACCAAAGACCCAAUGGAAGAAUGAAGAUCAAUAUGUUGACUAUGGGAAGAAGCUCAAUCUUAAUCAGAUUGGAGCAACUGUCCCAGCUACUAUUCCAGCUAUAGUUCCUGGAGCUUCAGCGUCCACAAGUGGAGCAUCAAGUGUUGCGGGAAGCGUUAACACACCUUUGCGACUUGCUGGUACUACAGGUAAUCAAAUGAUGCAAGUUCCUUCUGGAAUGCAGCUCAUGCAGAUUCCAACUCAAGGUGGCGGCACUGUUACUGUCCCUUAUUCUAUGAAUGCUAACGGUGAGAUUGUGUUCAGUGGAAUGCAACUCAGCCAACAAGGCUUCAGUGGUGCUCAAGUGCGCCAAGGAUUUGAUGCAACUCAAGCUCAAACUCCGCAGGUUGUGAAGACUGGCUAUUACGAUACGUCAAAUGUCUUCCACAAUGCUAUCAAGGGAAAGGAUGAGAAUGGCAAUGAUGUCUAUCUUAUUCCAUGUCCUGCUGAUCAAGGUCUGCAGUUUAUUCAAAGCCGCAGAAAGGAAAGAGAUCCAUUUGGGUUGUACGAUCAUGUCAUCAUGGACAGUGGUUGCACAAACACCACCAUUUGUAAUGGUGAGCUGAUGCAUGGACUCCGUCAUGCUGAGAAGGAACUUGACAUGCACACUAACAUGGGCAGCAGAGUUCUCGACGAAGAAGGUUUUCUAGGACGAUUUCCACCUCCAGUUUAUCACGAUGAAGAUGGAAUUGCCAAUGUACUUGCUAUGCGCGAGAUGAUUGCUGCGGGAUACCGCAUUACUAUGGAUACUGAUGCUGACAAAGCUUUUAUUGUGCAUUGUGAUGGAAACAGGAAGAUGCGAUUUGUGAAUCGUAAGGGUGUGUAUGUGUUGGAGCAACUUGGAGCAAAUGCCGAACCAGGUGCCAAAGAGACAAGUGCGAUGUACCGUCACCAGUUAAGCAACUUAAAUAAUCAACCCCAUUUCGAACUUUCUUCAAACAAACAGAAUGGAUAUGCUGGACUCAAGAUGACCUCCAAGAUGGCAACCGUUCAAAAGAACAAAGAAGGAUUCACUCCAAGACAAGUCAAGGCUGCGAUGGAAGCGAGAAGUGCAAUGCACAUACUCAAUGCUCCAAGCACCAAAAGUCUGAAGUAUGCGAUCCGAUCUGGUCUCAUCAAGAACUGUCCUAUCACCGAAGAAGCGAUCAAUCAUGCCGAAGCAAUCUAG
Messenger RNA from Cylindrotheca closterium, 1230 nucleotides. Lineage: Eukaryota; Bacillariophyta; Bacillariophyceae; Bacillariales; Bacillariaceae. The record is from the annotation of a GenBank genome assembly.